AGUCCCGCCCCCCUGACAGCGCCUCGAGCCGCCGCCGCGAGAGCAUCCUCCGCCCAGAGCCGCUCCCGCCGCCAGAGCCGCCCCCGUCGCCGCCGCCGCCGCCUCCGCCGAGGGAAGGGAAGCGUAUCGUAUGUCCGCUAUCCAGAACCUCCAGCCCUUCGACCCCUUUGCGGAUGCAAGUAAGGGUGAUGACCUGCUCCCGGCCGGCACUGAGGACUACAUCCAUAUAAGGAUCCAGCAGCGCAACGGCAGGAAGACCCUCACCACAGUCCAGGGCAUCGCGGAUGACUACGAUAAAAAGAAACUGGUGAAGGCCUUCAAGAAGAAAUUUGCCUGCAAUGGUACUGUAAUUGAGCACCCCGAGUAUGGCGAAGUGAUUCAGUUGCAGGGUGACCAGCGCAAGAACAUCUGCCAGUUCCUCGUAGAGAUUGGACUGGCUAAAGACGACCAGCUGAAAGUCCAUGGGUUUUAAGUGCCUGUGGGCCACUGGAGCUUUAUGCAAGAAGAUAUCCUUACCAUGAAAUUCCCACCUGUCCCUUGUCAUAAGUUUAAAACCAGCCGGUUUGUGUAAUGUAACGAUCUUGGGUCCACUGUUGAGUCUGGACUGUUGUAAUUGGUGAUGUAAUAAACUGACACGAGCCCAUGC
Molecule: messenger RNA, 646 nt
Organism: Hirundo rustica (Barn swallow)
Lineage: Eukaryota; Metazoa; Chordata; Aves; Passeriformes; Hirundinidae
Gene: EIF1
Product: eukaryotic translation initiation factor 1
Exons: 4
Coding region: 131-472 (113 amino acids)
Biological process (GO): translational initiation
Cellular component (GO): eukaryotic 43S preinitiation complex
Molecular function (GO): ribosomal small subunit binding; RNA binding; translation initiation factor activity
Source: RefSeq, a predicted model, not a curated record